Molecule: messenger RNA, 1707 nt
Organism: Plectropomus leopardus (leopard coralgrouper)
Lineage: Eukaryota; Metazoa; Chordata; Actinopteri; Perciformes; Serranidae
Gene: snx22
Product: sorting nexin 22
Molecular function (GO): phosphatidylinositol phosphate binding
Source: RefSeq, a predicted model, not a curated record
AAACAGGCAGUCACACGGCACAGAGAGCCACGGGUUGGUGUUUUGUUUUUUCAGUUCCUGGACGCGGAGAAAACCGUGUGAAGUUACUUCUGAUUUACAGAAAGUCAUUCAAACACACAGCGGGUAGAGUCCGAUGGUGUUGCAGGAAGAUUUCCCGAUGAUUGAAGUAUCGAUACCUUCGAUGGAGCGGGAAGUGGAGGAGUCGGGGAAGUCCAGAAAGCUUUUCAGAGUUGAAGUUUUGUUUAACGGGAGGAAACAUUUCGUGCUCAGAAGAAGCAGCGAGUUCCAGUCUCUCCAUAGAAAACUCAGGAAAAUAAUCCAGACUCCAGAUUUCCCGAGCAAAAGGAACCAGCACCUGAGGACCAAACCUCUGGAGCAGAGGAGGCAGGAGCUAGAAGACUACAUCCAGGACAUCAUUUAUCAAAAUGAAGACGUGCCGCAGGUGCUGCUGGACUUCCUCCACCUGAAACACUUUCACUCAGGGCACAAGAUCAGCAGCAUGGAAUCACUUGAUGAGUUGGACAGUCAGGACUUCAGUUAUCCGCUAGCUAAUCAGCAAGUGUUGGGGUUCUUUCGGGAUCCUUAUCUCUCUGACUGCACAUCAGAUCUCCCAGAUGUUGUUGUGGACGGAGUUCUUCAGGGUUUUUAUUCUCGGGACAUCCGAGUCAGCUUCACCGCCCCCAUUCUCACAGAGCCAGACCCCGCCACCUCUAUAGAGGCCUGAAAUUUAAAGUUAGUUGUUAUGUUUUAAAAUAGAAAAUACAGUCAAAUACACAAUGCCAGCGCUAAAGAAGAAAAACAGCCUGAAAUAGGUCACUUGGAGGAUGCUUUUGUCCAAAAUCAGCUGCCCCAGUGGGACUGAAACUUAAAACCCAGGCUUUGUUGUUCUGAUUCUCCACCUGUUGUAUUUUUGAGCCUUUUCACGGCCUUCUGGGAAUCUCAUAUUUAGACUAAACAUCAAAAUUCAACUUGAAACUUUUAUUUGUUUGCAGAGGUAGUCACUCAAUAUAUGUCUCUACCUUUUUAGUCAGUUUAAGUAGCACAUAGACAUUUUUUAAUCACGACGUGACAGGUGUGUCUUUUAUUCAUUUUAAUACUGUCACUACUUUUAAUUAAAAAAGCAUGUGGGAGUGAAGAAAUUUACUUGAAAAACAGAUAGUAAUAACAUUUUGUUAUUAUUAAUGAUAAUGUUUAAUUAAUAUUUAAUUAGAAAAACAAAAAUGCUAGACAAAUAAAUGAAAAAAAUAGGAAUAGUUUGAAAGUCAUAUAACAUGGGGCAAAAGGAUCUACACAUAAUAAAGAGUUAAAUAAGUAAAAUAAAAUAAAUAAAACAAUCAAUGAAAUAAAAGUUAAGGGAAUGCCGUUGUGCAUAAAAGAUUUUAAGAACUGAUGUACAGAUUAAAAGUGAGGUCAAAUAGGGUUUAGUUUUUUAACAUCUUCUUGUUUACAUUUUUGUCAAAGUUUGUCACAGUUGAUACAAAUAGGACAAAAAAAUAGAAGUGACUUUCAUACAUUUGUAGUAUUUUGAGUUUAUUGAGGCUAAUAUAAAUUUCAGGAGUUGGGUCAAACACAAUUGGCCUAUGAUGCCAGCAGCCAGAUACUGAUACACACUGUAUUUUGAAGCAAUUUAUUGAGUGUAUACAAAGUUUAAUGUGUGCUUUUGUAUCAUGUAGUUUAUAUUGAAAUUAUAAUAAAGAAUCAAACCCA